GUGUAAAUCAUUUUUGGAAUCCCAGCGAGUGCUGAAAACAAAACGCUUAACAUUACAAACAACCCCACAUAUUCGAUUUUAUUAUACCGCCCAUAACAAUAAAUCGUUUUAUUUUGUAACAAACGUACUCCGGACCUGAGUAAUUUCCGAUUUCUAUUCUAACCUCUGCCUCUGAUGUUUUUCGGGAAUGCCACUGUUGUUUCGACGGCGAAAUAUGUUGUAGAUGUCGGAUGAUAUGCCGAAUCGAUAGUGUACGAUGGAGAUAUACAUAAUAGUGGGAAUGGCAGUGUUGAUCUAUACGUUGUUGACAUUGUUGCUAAACAGCGAUUGCUGGAGUGCGGAUCACCAGAAGUGUCAGUGUGAUGAGUGCAAGACCACGUGUCAGUACCGCGCGAUCACGCCUUCAGUAUUAUCAGUGUCUUCGCGUAUUGACGUCAUCGAACGCCCGUAAACAUCUUCAGCGGUGUUGAUCGCCUGGUAUCGUGUUGUCACGAUCACACCUUCAGUAUUGUCAGUGUCUUCGCGUAUCUACGUCGUCGAACGCCCGUUAACAUCUUCGUGUUGAUCACCUGGUAUCAUUAAACAGUUGACGUGUUAACAAAAUCUGUGUCGUAUCUCAACACGCAAAAACCUCUAGUGACGUCAUAGACUUCGGGUGCUCGGAGGAUUCGCGACACGGCCAGGAUGGUGGCUUAGCCUCGGGCAUGGACCCGUUGGCUCGGCUGAUGGAGGGAGCGCCGCUGCCCGGCGUGCUGGGCGCCACCAGGGACGCGCGGCCGCGCGGCGCGCUGGUGCACGCCAGCCUGGCGGCCGCGCCCGCGCUCGGCGACAAGAAGGGCCGCCACCUCACCGGCACCUUCUGCCUCACUGGGGACACCAUGGAGGGUAUCAUACAAUGCCUUGUUUUCCUCAAAGCGUUUUCGACUGGUGAGGGAGCGUGCACAGGUUUUCAAUAA
This is a messenger RNA of Chilo suppressalis (striped riceborer), 956 nucleotides long. Lineage: Eukaryota; Metazoa; Arthropoda; Insecta; Lepidoptera; Crambidae. The record is from the annotation of a GenBank genome assembly.